Aspergillus ochraceoroseus IBT 24754 is the source of this 1185-nucleotide messenger RNA. RefSeq lists its product as uncharacterized. The transcript has 3 exons. Lineage: Eukaryota; Fungi; Ascomycota; Eurotiomycetes; Eurotiales; Aspergillaceae. Bases 1 to 1185 code for a protein of 394 amino acids. Gene Ontology annotation, biological process: mRNA alternative polyadenylation. Gene Ontology annotation, cellular component: mRNA cleavage and polyadenylation specificity factor complex. Gene Ontology annotation, molecular function: mRNA binding. The record is from RefSeq and is a predicted model, not a curated record.
AUGGCUACUGAAGAUGAUAACUUCGAUAUUGACAUCUAUGGAGAUGGCGGUAGCUACAACGCCAAUGAACAGGGGGAAUACAAGCACGACGAUGAGAUGAAGCAGGAUGACACGGAGCUCAUUUUAGACGCACCUGAUAGUGCCCAGAAUGGUGGCAAUGUGUCGACAAAAGCCAAUGCGAAGCAUGAACAAGCCGUCCCAACAGCUAAUGGCGACCAUGUAACACACGCAGAUACGGCAAAUCAGCAGCAAAUGCAAAAAGACACACCGGCCCCCCAGCAGGGUGUGAAACGCAAGGAACUUGAAGAUCGCCCAACUGAUCCCGAUGCCACUCCUGCUUUGCUUAUAUCUGAUCUGUAUUGGUGGACUACCGAUGACGAUAUUCGCGGCUGGGUUCGGGAAAGCGGGUGUGAGGAUGAACUUAAGGAUGUAACAUUUAGCGAGCACAAGGUGAACGGGAAGAGCAAAGGGCAAGCGUUUGUUGAAUUCACAUCGCUUCCGGCUGCAACUGCUACUAAACACAAGAUCGAGUCAUUUGCCUCCUCGGGACAGGCGGCGCGGAAGCAUACGGUCAACUACACCAGUCCCCAGCCAAAUCCAUUCCGCACUUUACCCAAGGAUAAUAUCAUGCGGAAGGAUGGUCAAUCACGCCCCGGCUUCUCCUCGACGACAGCCAACUAUACCCCUCUGAACAACAUGGGUGGGGGCUUCCGGGGGCGUGGAGGAGGCUAUACUGGCCGCGGUGGAAUGGGAACCAACAUGGGCGGCUUUGGUGGAAAUCGCAACUUCCAGAACCCCAUGGGUGGUUUCCAAAACCCAAUGGUCGGUGCCGGGUUUCAAGGAAAUCAGAUGGGAAUGCAGAAUUAUGGCUUUAACAAUCGUGGAAACAUGAUGGGCGGCAACAUGCGGGGCGGACCUGGAGGAAUGCGUGGUCGCGGUGGUGGUAUGGGUAGUGGACCGAACAUGAUGAACAUGCCAGGCAUGAAUCCCAUGGCUAAUAUGGGAAUGAAUCCCAUGUCAGGUGGUAUGAAUCCAAUGAUGGGUGGAAUGGGCGGAAACAUGGGAAUGCAAGGUGGCUUCCAAGGGCCCAACCAAGGGUUCAAUCAAGGCUUCUUCCCCCAGAAUCAAGGCGUGGGUGAUGGGUCAUGGAACCCUCAUGGCACGAAGCGCAGCCGACAGGAAUAA